Molecule: messenger RNA, 393 nt
Organism: Suillus paluster
Lineage: Eukaryota; Fungi; Basidiomycota; Agaricomycetes; Boletales; Suillaceae
Exons: 2
Source: RefSeq, a predicted model, not a curated record
AUUGAACUCUCUGACUUACCUCCUCAUCCACUAUUGAGGAUCGUGUAUAUGAUGUUGCCACUGAAAGCACCUAGGAUUGAUGUGGGAGAAAGAAAGACAUUUCAUCAACUCUUCACACAACUCUGGCGGGUUAAUACAUCUUUCUACAUUGUAUGCAAGGAUGUACUUCAAGCUGCGUACAUACCCACAUACACUUCGAUGAUCCGCCAUCCCUACACCUCUGAUCCAUGCCUGGUUUCUUGGGACAAACCCCUGCAGCAUGAGGCCAGAGUCCUCAAUCUCUUCAUUGUACUCAUGGUCCAUGAAGAGGUUAUGCUUGAUGAAUUGUCGCUUCACAUUGAGCAAGAGAAUUUGUUCAAAGACCUUUUCGACCUCCAACAACCACCUGUGUGA